CUGGGAGCCGAGAGGUUUUGUUUUCGUCGCUCCAGCCAUGCUUGUCGAGUAUGGCUCCUCCUCCGAAUCCGAGGACGAGUACGAUGACUCGCUAUCCUUCUCUUUCGAUGUUGAGGACGGUUACAAGAUGGCUGACGACACCGCGAGCAGCGCGAUCCCUCGAUCCAGCAGAAACGAGCUGCGGGCGAUGGGGUUCUCAUCAUCGCUCAUCGAUCGCGCCAUGGAGAUUUCGGAUUGCGGCAGUGUGGAGGAUCUCGCGUCAAAGAUCCUCGCAAUGCAGGAGCACACCUCUCUCGAAGAUAUUUUCAGGGGCAAACUUUCGGAAGAGAUGAUCGCGAACGCUCGCAAGGAAUGUGGUGCCAAUGCCCAAGACUCAGCCAUAGCUGAUUACAUUUUUUCGCAGCAUCCAGAUCUGCUUCGAGCAGAGGAGGCAUCGGACAAACAUCUACAUGGUAGACUCAAAUCCAUGGGCUUUUCAGACGAGCAGAUAGCUAAUGCGCUCGGAUUGUUCGGAAACGAUGCGAAGCUCGAGGACGUCGUCGAGCAUAUCUUCGCCAAGGAAGCCGCACCACGGCUUGAAGAAAAACCAGACCUUGCAAGGAUCUACCGAGAGUGGGACGAAGAAUCAAGGCCAGGAAGCAGCAGCCGGAGAGUUGACACCACGGACGGGAAAAGGAAACGAGAAGACGAUACCUUCUUCGCCAACUUCGACGACUUGGAGGACAACUUCGAUGGCUUCCUGCCGGAGCAGCGAAACCAAGGCGAUGGGAUGGGCUUUGGCAUACCGGGGCAGCCACCAAGAUCAAGAACGCUGCCAUCUUCUAGUCUCCCUCCACCGUUCUUCUACUUCGAGAACGUAGCGAUCAUGCCUCGCGGGAGCUGGGAGGACAUCACCAGGUUUCUCGACGGCAUCGAGCCAGAGCUCGUCAACUCCAAAUGGUUUUGCGCUGCGUCCAGGCCGCGAGGCUACGUCCACAACCUCCCCGUCAAAGGAAGAAGAGCGCUGCCUCCGGGACCGAUGACGAUCCAGGAGCUCGUCCCAGGGAUGGAGAACGUCCGGCCGCCGUGGGACAAGCGCGUCAAGCUCAACUGCAUCACCACCUCGAGCGACCGAGCUGCUCGCGUUCAGGCCAGCGCCGAGGCGUUCUACAACGACGACGACGUCGAUCCUCAAGUCUUCCUCGACAUGAAGAGAGCCAACCUCGUCUGGCGCGGCCGGGGGAUCCUGGCGCCGCUCGAAGUCCAGGAGCUGGAAGUAGUGCAAGGCUUCGACGUCGGGCACACGAGCUCCGGCCAGUCACCGGCCGAGCGGAUCAAAGCUCUCGGGAACGCCAUGCAAGUCCACACGGUGGCAUGGCAUCUCUCGGUGCUGGCGGCGCUCUUCCCAACCGGUAUCCGCGUCCUCUCGCUCUUCUCGGGGAUCGGCGGCAUCGAGGUGGCGUUGGAGAAGCUCGGUAUUCCAAUCAAGUUCCUCGUAAGCGUCGAAACCAACGCGGACUGCCACCGAGUUCUUCGCAGCUGGUGGCAUAGAACCAGGCAGCGAGGAACACAUAUCGUCUUGGGCGACGUGACGGAGCUGUCUCGAGAGAGGAUCGAGGAGCUCGCUGCUCGAGCCGGGGGUGGCUUCGAUCUGGUGGCCGGUGGAAGCCCGUGCAACAACUUCUCGGGUAACAACAGGACUUCUCGGACUGGGAUCACUGGCGAUAAGUCGCGGCUCUUCUUCGACUACGUGAGGAUUCUCACCACGGUGAGAAGCAUCAUGGCCAAGUCGGCGUCGUGAUCGAAUCCACCAGGCAAGUUCUUUUUUGGUCGUGGUCUUUGCUACAAGAUUUUCCUUUUUUCAGCAUGGCUGCAAAAUCGUUUUUUGAUCUAACUUUGACAGAUUUUCCGGCUUUGUGGCAAUACUUUGAUAACAAGAUCUUUUCUUUGGUUUGAUCUUCGAGAUUCGGAUUGAUCUGAUCACAGAGACGCAUAGAAAAGUCGUGUUUUCGUCCAGGCCGACUC
Molecule: messenger RNA, 2004 nt
Organism: Selaginella moellendorffii
Lineage: Eukaryota; Viridiplantae; Streptophyta; Lycopodiopsida; Selaginellales; Selaginellaceae
Product: DNA (cytosine-5)-methyltransferase DRM1A
Exons: 7
Coding region: 38-1780 (580 amino acids)
Cellular component (GO): nucleus
Molecular function (GO): methyltransferase activity
Source: RefSeq, a predicted model, not a curated record